Messenger RNA from Carica papaya (papaya), 1176 nucleotides. RefSeq names its product Acid phosphatase/vanadium-dependent haloperoxidase-related protein. NCBI's taxonomy places the organism in Eukaryota, Viridiplantae, Streptophyta, Magnoliopsida, Brassicales, Caricaceae. The record is from RefSeq and is a predicted model, not a curated record.
UCUUUCUCGUCCCUGUUUCUUUCUCUACUCAACUCGUCUUGUCUUUCUCUCUCCCCCUUUCUUUCUCUUUUCCCUCUGUUUGGUUUAAUUGGCGGUAUAAUGCGGACUGAACUGGAGCGCGGACGUCUCUGCCAUGGACUUGAUUAAUGCGAAACCCAGGUUUAGCUUUCUUUCUUUCAAUCCCAUUACCACGAAAACCAAGCGCUUGUACCCAACUCCCGUAUCAUUCUUCAGUCUUACUUCUAUCAACAAGUUUAAAUCCUCUACGGUUUCCUUUUCCUAUAAAUCCCAGUCAAAUCUCUCGCGCCCAAAACAGAGUUGUACUAAUAGCACUUUCCCCUUGAACCAGUUAUUGUUCCUGCUGCCAAUCUUCCAAAGCAUCAAGCACUUAGCUUACAAACAAACCCGGAGAUGGGUUUCCACUUUAAGGGCGUAUACCGCCGAUACGGAAAAGUUUCGGGAGCAACACGGCGGCAGAUGCUUGCAAAAUGGAGGUAUUGGGGUUGCACUGUUGAGCGUGACGGCGAGCGCUAAAGUUCGAAUCAGCCCGUUUGUGGCGACACUAAUGGCGAACCCGACGUUUAUAUCCGGCUUAUUUGCGUGGUUUAUCGCGCAGUCUACGAAGGUUUUUUUGAACUUCUUCGUGGAGAGAAAGUGGGAUUUUAGGUUAUUUUUUGCGUCUGGUGGCAUGCCUUCUUCGCAUUCGGCACUUUGUACGGCCUUGACGACGUCGGUAGCGCUAUGUCAUGGAGUAGCAGAUUCUUUAUUUCCGGUUUGUUUGGGGUUUAGUUCGAUUGUUAUGUAUGAUGCAAUUGGUGUUAGACGCCAUGCGGGUAUGCAAGCUGAGGUUCUUAAUUUGAUUGUUGAGGACUUGUUCCAAGGGCACCCUAUAAGUCAAAGAAAGCUCAAGGAACUGCUCGGCCACACUCCAUCACAGGUUCUUGCAGGAGCAGUGCUCGGCAUUAUGGUGGCUUGUAUAUGUUGUCAGGGUUGCUUGGUUGCAACCUGAGACUGCUUUUGCAGGCAAUUUUUGAUCAGAUUAUAUUGGUAUGUUUAAACUGCUCUUAUUUAUUAUGUACAGGCUGAUCUCUGAGUUAACAUAUAUUCUAUCAUUUGUUUAUUAAGAAAAUAACUUGAUCACCCGUAAAGGAAGAGUGCUCUUGCUUGAUUAGAUCA